AAAAAAAAAGGAAACAAAAGGUUUGGCGGGAAUAUAUCAAAACCCAAAUGGAAAAGUUUGGCUCCAAAUUCUUAAAAAGUAAAAUAAAAUAGAAUAAAGAAAGAAAGAGAGAGAAUUAAGCAAGGUGUUGUUGUUGUUGUUUGGUGAAUGGUGGCGAUGGGCGACGACGAUCCGAAGAGGAUAAGCGAGGCGAAGCGGUGGUACAAGGCGGCGAAGGAGGUGGGAAACCGGGAGGAGGAGGCGAAAUGGGCGAAUGUGAUCGGAAAUCUUCUUAAGAAGAAAGGCGAGUACGUCGAAGCCCUCAAAUGGCUCCGAAUCGACUGCGAAAUCUCAUUCGAGCGUUUGAGUCCCAACCACUGCUUUCCUUCCUGUCAGUCCAUCGGCGAAGUCUUUCUUCUCCUCAAGGAUUUCCAAAACGCCCUCUUUUAUCAGAAAAAGCAUUUAGGGCUUGCCAAGGAUACGAAUGACAUUGUUGAGCAGCAGAGGGCCAACACCCAGCUAGGACGUACCUACUACGAUAUGCUUCUGUCAGUUAAAGAUGACCAACAUUUAGUGCGGAGUGCCAAAAAGUAUUUUAAGUCUGCUAUGGAGCUUGCACAAACUCUCAAGGAGAACCCGCCUGCAACUAAUUAUUCUUUCGUUAAGGAGUACAUUGAUUCACAUAACAACAUGGGAAUGCUUGAGAUGGAGCUUGAGAAUUUUGGAGAGGCUGAAAAAUUCCUGACGAGAGGAUUACAAAUUUGUGAAGAAGAAGAGGUCAAAGAAGAUGAUGAUUCACGUACCAGGCUACAUCACAACCUCGGGUUUGUUUAUAUGGAGUUGAGGAAGUGGGAUAAAGCAAAGGGACACAUGGAGAAGGACGUCGGGAUCUGUAGGAGAAUUGGGCAUCGCCUAGGAGAGGCAAAGGGAUUAAUGAAUCUUGGUGUAUUGUAUUACAAAAAUCACAAGUACGACGAGGCGCUGAAAAUCUAUAGAAUAGCAUGUAAUCUAGCGAAACAACUGGAGGAUGAGGAUCUUUUAGUAAAUGAAAUUGAUCAAAAUAUUGAAAGUGCAAAAGAAGCUAUGAUUGUUAUGGAUGAGGUAAAGAAAGAAGAGCAAAAUCUCAAGAAGCUAACAAGAGACAUGAGCACUGCAAAAGGGACACCCCGAGAAAGGAAGUGCCUACUGCAGCUACAUGCUGCUCUUGAUAGUCUUAUUGAAAAAGCGACGACAAUAAAUUAUUGGUCGAAGGUUCGUGAAUUUGGAAAGAGGAAGAAGAGGAUAGCAAGUGAACUUUAUGACAAAGAAAAGUUGAGUGAUUCAUUUUUGACCGUUGGAGAUGCGUAUUAUAACCUCAGGAAAUUUGGCAAAGCCAGUAAAUGGUACAUGAAAAGUUGGGAAACAUACAAGUCAAUUGGUCACCUAGAGGGGCAAGCAAUGGCAAAACUUAACAUUGGAAAUGCUUUAGAUAGUGAUGGUAAUUGGGAAGAAGCGCUAGCUGCAUUUGAAGAAAGCUACAGGAUUGCUAUUGAAGCUAAGCUUCCUUCUAGGCAGCUUUCCGCUCUGGAGAAUAUGCAUUAUAUCCACUUGAUAAGAUUUGAUAAUGAUGAUGAAGCCAGGAGAUUGCAGGUAGAAAUCAACUUGUUGAAGCAAUUGAAGGAAAGAGAGCUUGAAAAACAGGAUGGGAAAGAGAAUUGUUGCUCUGAAACUGAUACAGAGGGAAGUCUUCGUAGUUUAGAUGAUGGGUUUAAUGCAUGUGGCUCUCCAGAAACCUUGGUUGGUAUAGAAGAGGUGGAUGAUGAUGUACCUUUAACUUCACUUCUUAAGUCCUCAAGGAGUUCACCCAAAAUAAGACCAACUUGUAUGGGAAAAGAGAAAAUUUCGUCCAACUUUAGUAAAGUAUCACCAAGAGGUUCAUCUAAAUCAGCCUGUAAUCAGGAGGUAGUCGCUGGCCGCAAACGUCUUCGUGUAGUUCUUUCUGAUGAUGAGGAUGCAAUGUGUACUGAAGUACAGUGCUCAAAAAGCAGAACUCAUAGUUGCCCAGUAGAGGAUGUUGCUACAUCUUAUGAAACUAGACAUAGAAGCAAUACCGUCGGUCCGGCUUGCAUCUUUCAGGAUAUUUCAGCGGUUCCUUCUAACAGUGCAAUCAGGUCCCAUGACCCUGUUAACAUUGAAGAAAGCUCUAGUUCACACAAAACUUCAGUUCCUUUUGUUACCACUCAAAAUGACCAAGGUUUUAGGUCUUCAAGCACUAAUGAACUUGAUGUGAGUGCUUCUAAGCAAUACAUUACAAUCAAGAUUGACGAAGAGUUGAUACAUGUAGAAGCAGACUCAUUAUUGGCCACUGAUAAAUUAAGUAUUGAGCAUGUGAAGAUUGAAGUAGCAUGCUUUUACUACUUGCAACUUCCAACUGAGAAGAGAUCAAAGGGGUUUCCCAUUAUUCAGCAUAUAAAAUGGGGCGACAAAGUCAUAGAAUCAUUGGAAACAAUCAAAACACUCAUGGAUCAUAUGGGAAAAGUGUUGAUUGAAGGUUCCGUAGAUAACUGGGUUCAGAAGCGCUUUAUAAAAGUCUACGUGGAAGGCUGCAAGGAGGUAUCACAGACACCCGAUAUAAAGUUGAUGAAGAAGUUAUACGAUCCGGAGGUUUCAGAAGAUGAAGUUAUUGUAUCCGACUGCGAAUUGCAUGAUUUAUCAGUGACUCCACUACUCAAGGCCCUGGAUGUCUACAGAACAUUUGUAAUGCUGGACCUUUCUCACAAUUUAUUAGGAAAUGAAACAAUGGAAAAGUUGCAACACGUAUUCACUUCAUCAGGUGUAAAAUACAGUACUUUAACAUUGGAUUUGCACUGCAAUCAAUUUGGUCCCUCUGCUCUGUAUCAGAUUUGUGAAUGUCCGUUGCUAUAUACUAGAUUGACAGUUCUAAAUAUCUCUGGAAACCGCCUCACCGAUGCUUGUGCGUGUUACCUUUCAACUAUUUUGCAAAAUUGCCGAGCCCUCUAUAGCUUGAACAUAGAAGGCUGCUUUAUAACAUCGAGAACAAUUCAAACUGUUGCUGAUGCCUUGGACUCCGGAUCCAUACUCGAACAAUUAUGUAUUGGACAUAACAAUCCUAUAUCUGGCGAUGCCCUUAUUAGUUUACUGGCCAAGCUUACCACAUUGAAACGAUUUUCAAAACUGUCUCUCAAUGGUUUGAAGCAAAAAAAACCUAUAAUUAAUAGCUUGUGUGAGCUCGCUAAAGCCUCGUGUUUGUCAGCAUUAAUGCUUGGUGAAACUGGUAUUGGAACUGAAGGGGCAUUACUGGUGACUGAAUCUUUGUUCAUUGGAACUGAGCCUGAGUCUUUAAAACUCGACCUCUCAUAUUGUGAACUUACAUCUGAAUACAUUCUCAGAUUAAAUGCUGAUGUGUCUCUCAUUAGUCGCAUUAGUGAACUCAACCUUGCAGGAAAUCCAAUUGGGCAGGAGGGUGGCAAUGCCUUAUCAUCCCUGCUUUCGAACCCGCAAUGUGGCCUAAAAGUUUUGGUCUUAGAAAAGUGUCAGCUUGGGGUUGUUGGAACUCUGCAAAUACUUAAAGCAUUAGCAGAUAACGAAUCUCUUGAAGAUCUCAAUCUUGCUAAUAAUGUGGAUGUUGAUCAACAUUCCACUCCACGGCGUGAUGUAACUACAAAAGACAGCGAAGAACUUUUGCAGCCAGAGAUUGGUGUACCCAAGUCUUCUCGCAAGGCAAGUGUACCCGAGGAAGUUGAGCCUGCUCAACAGGGUUUAGUCCCCGAGAACAAUGACCUCGAUCAGCUUGAAGUUGCUGACAGUGAAGAGGAUCCUAUUGGAGGUGAGGCCGCUGCCUCUGGGAUUGAUGAUAGCUGUGCCAGUUCAAGUCAAAGAAACUCUUCAUCUCCAGAGUGGCAGUUGGCUCAAGAGGUUUCGACCGCCAUCAGCAAGGCAAAGACAUUGCAGUUACUGGAUCUUAGCAACAAUGGCUUGUCGACACAAGUCUCAGAGAAAUUGUACACCGCGUGGGCAAGUUCCAGGCCCCGUCCAGCUUAUAAGCAUAUUAAGGAUCAGACCAUCCAUUUGUUGACAAAGGGAAGAAAGUGUUGCAUUAAACCCUGCUGCAGAAAGUGCAAGUUAGAAGUAUAA
Messenger RNA from Morus notabilis, 4113 nucleotides. Its product is annotated as protein TONSOKU. Gene Ontology annotation, biological process: response to DNA damage checkpoint signaling; meristem structural organization; epigenetic regulation of gene expression. Gene Ontology annotation, molecular function: protein binding. Lineage: Eukaryota; Viridiplantae; Streptophyta; Magnoliopsida; Rosales; Moraceae. The coding region runs from base 148 to 4113 and encodes 1321 amino acids. The record is from RefSeq and is a predicted model, not a curated record. The transcript is spliced from 20 exons. Gene Ontology annotation, cellular component: nucleus.